Messenger RNA from Scophthalmus maximus (turbot), 1078 nucleotides. RefSeq names its product coiled-coil domain containing 12 (gene ccdc12). The record is from RefSeq and is a predicted model, not a curated record. The transcript has 9 exons. Gene Ontology annotation, cellular component: U2-type spliceosomal complex; post-mRNA release spliceosomal complex. The coding region runs from base 16 to 816 and encodes 266 amino acids. NCBI's taxonomy places the organism in Eukaryota, Metazoa, Chordata, Actinopteri, Pleuronectiformes, Scophthalmidae.
UCUCUCUUUGUGAUCAUGAGUCCAUCGGGUCCUGUGUUAAACUUCGGACAGGAGCGCUGCUGCUGCAGUAACAACAGGUGCCACCGGCAGUCUAGAGGCACGGUGCUCGGUGGAGAGUUGGCUGUAGAUCCUGCUCACAGGUGUGGGCUGAUAUUCUUAAAGAAACACAACAUAACAACAACGUCACAUGAGCAGGCAACAGGCAACAGGCAACAGGCAACAGGCCCCUGCAAUCGAUGUGCUCGACGCUCGACAGAUAGAUGUUCAGUCGGGACCGUUAGUGGAUGUCAGAGCGAAUCGAGCGGCGUGUGGAAGAUAAACAUGGAGCGAAACGUCGGCUCGCUCCAGGAGCAGGCCCUGAAGAGGAAGGAGAGACUCAAAGCACUGCGAAGCAAACAGAUCCAUGGCCGAGAGCAGGAAGAUGGGGAGCCGGAGGAGAAGAGACCUUCAUUGGAGGAGACCACGGAGGAGAAACACAGAGAGCUGAAGCUGAGGAAUUACACUCCAGAGGACGAAGAGCUGAAGGAGCGGCAGGUGCCCAAAGCCAAACCAGCAUCAGUGGAGGAUAAAGUUAAAGACCAGUUAGAGGCAGCGAAUCCAGAACCCAUAAUUGAAGAAGUGGAUUUGGCCAACCUCGCCCCGAGAAAACCAGACUGGGAUUUGAAGCGAGACGUGGCCAAGAAACUGGAGAAGUUGGAGAGAAGAACACAGAGAGCCAUCGCUGAGCUCAUCCGGGAUCGUCUGCGAGGCAGUGAGGACGAGUUGGCCGGAGUGGUGGGAGCAGCAGUAGGAGGGGAAGAGGGAGACUCAGACUGAAUCCAAGAUGUAAUAGUCAAAAAGAAGACUAUGGCGAAUGAGUGGAUCACCACAGUUAUGGCCUGCACCAUCACAUCAAUGUUGUGCUUGGAGAGAUGUCGGCUUUCAUGGCUGUAGGCAGUUGAGUUUUCCCAUCAGGUCCUCAUUAUUGCGUUAUUACAUAAGAUAUGUAGUAGCACAUUCUGUAUAUGUGGUCAAUUGAGGUUCAUUGUUAAUGUACUCACCAAUUAUUUUUAUAUUAAGUAAAAUAAUGUGAAUUUUU